AUGUCCACGGGGUACGACUCGGAGAACGUUCAUCGCGACAACGGCGACCCCCUCGAGGAGGUGCGUGACUCAGAAUCACACAGUGUUGAGGAGGAUCACGACGCCAACAUCAACGCCGUGGAGGAGCAGGAGCAGGAGCAGAACCAUGAGGAGGAUCACGAGUCCUCCCACAACGGCAGGCGCAACGAAGAUGACGAACAACACGAUGAGCACGACGUGGCCGCCGCCGAGAACGAACGCAUCUUCGAGCUGCACCAGAAGCGGCUGCAGAAUCAGCAGCAUCACUUCUACCAGCGCCCGCAGCGCUCCAUCAGCUACAUCAACCGCACGCAGGAUACGGGGCGCUCAAGCGUUUGCCCCACCGAUGCCGCUUCACACCUGCGCUACCGCAGCAUCAUCUCCUCCGCGCGCUUCUCCGUCGUGCGACGCAGCCCCGGCUCUGCCAUGUGCGACCGCAUGAGCAUCGCGCUGACGGAGGGCGAGCGCAUCGCGAUGGAUCAAAUGAUGGAGCGCGAGGAGCGGCGGCAAGGGGCNGCCAUGUGCGACCGCAUGAGCAUCGCGCUGACGGAGGGCGAGCGCAUCGCGAUGGAUCAAAUGAUGGAGCGCGAGGAGCGGCGGCAGGCGGCACUAAUGCGCGUCGCCGAGGAGGACGAGCGGCGCGACAAGCUGCUCGUCGAGCAGGAGCUCGCAAAGGAGGCCGCCACGCUCGACCGCAUCGUGCACCUCGAGGAGAAGAAGGUCCUCGGCGUGAAGGAGCGUCAGGAGAGGCGCAUCGCGCGCAUGGAGCAGGCGCGGCUCCGUCGUGAGGCGAUGGAGCGUGAGCGGGAGGCGCGACUGGAGUCGACCCGGCAGCGGCGCGAGGAGCGGAUCGUCCACAGAGACCCGUACUCAAUGUUUAGCGCCAAGGCAAAGUACAAGACGCCCGGCGCCGUCUCCGACUUCUAA
Trypanosoma grayi is the source of this 945-nucleotide messenger RNA. RefSeq lists its product as hypothetical. The record is from RefSeq and is a predicted model, not a curated record. NCBI's taxonomy places the organism in Eukaryota, Euglenozoa, Kinetoplastea, Trypanosomatida, Trypanosomatidae. The transcript has a single exon. Bases 1 to 945 code for a protein of 314 amino acids.